AUGAAUCUCAUUCAAGAACUGAGAGAUAAUAUCACGCUACAUCGACAGCCGUCCGACACCCAUGAUUUCUCGGCAGAUGUUGUCAUCAAGGGAAUUGUGUCAGAAAACUUAGCCCUCUCGCUUUUGAAAGGGUUCUCAAAGUUGUCCAGUCGAUGGCUUUUUAUUAACACAAAACCCGUCGAUCUCAGGAGCAAGUCCCCUCUCCUCUUCGGUACUUGUAUUCUUGCUGGUCUGCAUGUCAAUUUAUCUCUGCACGGAACUCAGAUGCAUCAAACACUAUAUAACCACGUGCAUGGACUAUUAGGUCAAUCUCACCUCACCUCGACGCCAUCUCUCGACACUAUCCAAGCCAUGUUAAUCUUUUCGAUGUGGGAUCUGAGGCCAACACGGGAGCACGAUCACGGGAACUCCUGGCUUUUCAGUGGAAUGGCCGCAAUGCAAGUCAUGUUGACAACGACCUUCGAUGAGCUUUCUGAAAGCGAUGAACGCAAUCAAGCUCGCGCACGAGAAAUAUUGCGCACAUGGAAUUUAAUCUGCCUCUGUCACCUACAAUUUUCCAUUGGCUCUGGUCGGGGGCCCAUCAUCGCGCCACAGUACCUGGAUCAAUGUAGUAAAGUCCUCGAGCUUCCUCUGUACAGUUCUAAGGAUGAGCUUGUGCUGGCAGGCAUUCGUCUCUAUCGAGUGCUUUGCGAUUUCGCAAGUGCAACUUCCAUUCUAGGCGAAACCCCUAUAUGGCCAGAGAUAGAAAAAAAUGCGCAAAUCACAAGAGCGUAUAUACACUUCAAUUCAAAGAUCUUGCCAUUACUCACUAUUGUACUAGAUCUUGAUUCCUCUGAACCUUUGCGAUUUGCGUAUUCUUGUACCUACCUCAUCCUAUCACGGCGUACAUUGCAGCAUAUGAACACCCACGAACAAGAGAAGCAAGUACUCUCCAAGGCACCAUAUGAAGAUCAGAGAGCAAAAGAAUUCAUUGAAUUUGCAAUCCAGAAGAGUCUUGAAGUCUUGAGGUCAUUCCUGGCCAUGUCAGAUUUAACGAUUUGUAUUCACCCGGCAUACGAAAACCUCUUGUGUUCUUUUGCGAUGGUAACUCUAGCCGAGUUUGUGAUCCACCUGACGAACAUAGAUGAGACAAUUGUUCUUCUGGAACGGGUCAUAUCCCACAUUCAAAGAGGAGGUAAAGCAGAACCAGUCAGUCGUUGGGCUUUAAUCGUGAUCAAACAGCAAGUCUCAGGUCACGAAGUUGAAAGCCGUGCUACUUUUCGUCAGACAGAGGAUCUAGGGACACAUCCAUUUCCGUCCGAUGAAGAUGCGUUAAGGCCUUGGGAGGGCAGUGAAUGGAUGAUGGACUUCCCAUCACUUGAAGAUAUGUUUUUCGAUAGUAUGAUAUAA
Messenger RNA from Penicillium macrosclerotiorum, 1389 nucleotides. Its product is annotated as fungal specific transcription factor domain-containing protein. Lineage: Eukaryota; Fungi; Ascomycota; Eurotiomycetes; Eurotiales; Aspergillaceae. Gene Ontology annotation, molecular function: transcription cis-regulatory region binding; DNA-binding transcription factor activity, RNA polymerase II-specific. Gene Ontology annotation, biological process: regulation of DNA-templated transcription. The transcript has 4 exons. The coding region runs from base 1 to 1389 and encodes 462 amino acids. Gene Ontology annotation, cellular component: nucleus. The record is from RefSeq and is a predicted model, not a curated record.